Messenger RNA from Triticum aestivum (bread wheat), 1893 nucleotides. RefSeq lists its product as uncharacterized. The coding region runs from base 346 to 1893 and encodes 515 amino acids. The transcript has 5 exons. The record is from RefSeq and is a predicted model, not a curated record. Lineage: Eukaryota; Viridiplantae; Streptophyta; Magnoliopsida; Poales; Poaceae.
GCCACCGCACGAGCGAGCCGUCGGCCGAGAAAAGCUUCGGGAGGGGAAUUCCCGACGCCUCGGUGGAGCAUCCGGGCGCCGCUGCAGCCUGCCUGCCUGUGACGGAAAGGACGCUGCGUGCUUCGUAUCCACGUCUCCUUCGAUCGGCCGUGUCCGGGACUCCGGGUACGAAUCAGACUCAGCUGUGACUUGUGGCCUUGUCGGUCGUGGCCGCACGCACCUGUAUAGGCAGCACCGAUGCUCUAGUUGAUUGUAGUAAUCGCCAGAUCGCCUACGUAGGUUGUACUACUACUGCUACUGUCAGUCGAGAGUUUGAAAAACACAAGCGAAGAAGAGACCGAGGGCAUGCCUUGCAGAAAGGCAAGACUACGGCGGCGGCAGCAACGAAUCCAUGUAGAGAUGGAGUCGUCGACUGUGUCUGAGCCUGAGGUGGGGAUGCCGGCGGGGAACAAGGCGGAUGAUGAUGAGGACGAUGUUGACGAUGAGCCUGUCGAGUCUGAAGAACCAGCAACUCCGUCUGAAUCUGAUCAGGCCGCCGAGGAAGCGGCCGAGGAAGAGACGAUGGCGAUGAUGAUGGGACUGGGGGAGCUGGCCGACGAGGCAGCUGAGGAGGCGGCCAACAGCGGAGCCAAGAAGAACAGGAGAUGCAAUCGGUCGGCCCACGAUAUGAUGGUGGAAGCGAGAGAGAAGCAAGGGGAAAUACCCGAGGAAGCCAACACCGAUCCAUACGCCUACCAGGCGCGCGGUCACCGCCAAUGCAUACGCAUCAAGAAAGCUUGUACCUUCCCAAACAAGAGGACGCCCUCCAUGCUGCUGUCGCUGCCCCGUGCUACUGCCUCCAUGGUUGGCUCGUGCACCAUCAGCUUCGUUGCCGCAGCCGCCGAGCGCCAUGCCCUUGUCUUGGAGCAGCGAAUGGCACGAACUGGAUGGGGUGGAGGCGAGGAGAUGUGGAGGAAGGCGGGAGGCGAGAUGGCCGAAAUUCGGCCGAAAUUUAGUGACUGGAUCUUCGCCCGACACUACGGCCCCUUCGACCAGACCACAUCUAUCCCUGCGUCGUGCUUCACCGGCCUUCGUCGCCCUAACAACCGCUACGCCUGCACCCAGGAGAUGCUCCAGAUCUUCUGGAUCAAAGUCGGGAAGAUAAAGAAGCCCCUGCAGUGGCCAUUACAGGUUUUUGGUACGAUCGCCGUGCGGGAUGUGCUGGAUCACAAUCACAUCAUGGUCUUCGAUCGCGAAAGGGAUAACUGUCAAACCCUUACCAAGAAGGAUAGAUUUCUUACGCUGACAGGUCCUACCCGAGGAGUUGUGGUGGAUGUGUAUCCUACCUAUGUUGAGGUCGAUCUGAAGGCGAAGGGCGCCACAGAAUCGGAGGACAUGGAUUUAAGCUAUUUAGUAGUCAGGUCUAUGCCCUGCAGCCCGUCGUAUCGCGCCGUGCCUAGCAGGCUUAGCACAUUGGAGUUGACAUACAUUCGAAUAUACGACUGUGUGGAAGUCGCAAUCAGUGUAAAAGUCAGAAAACAUGGGUUCUGGCCCGGUUGCCGCGGUUUAUUCACUGCCAGCACAGCCAGUUACGAAGACUUGGAGAUCCCGUUGCUUGCGUUUGAAGGCGAUAGGUUGCCGGUUGAUGCUAGUGGAAGGCUUGAGCUUUCACGUCGUGUGGUCUGCGUAGAGCUUCAGCAGCCCGAAGGUAAGCUCUUGUUUUCGGCGAAGGCACUGCGUGGUAGUGAUGAGAAAGACGUGAGGAGAGUUCGUAAGACUUUCACUCCCAAGAAGGUUGGUAAAACCAAGGAGAAUAUCAAGAUUGGUUCCUGUGAGAUGGAGGUAACUGUCACAUGGUCCCUUCUUCCAAAUUGUAAGUAUGAUUAUGACAGUGCUUUGAGAAGGUAUUAUUAA